Geodia barretti is the source of this 1984-nucleotide messenger RNA. NCBI's taxonomy places the organism in Eukaryota, Metazoa, Porifera, Demospongiae, Tetractinellida, Geodiidae. The record is from the annotation of a GenBank genome assembly.
CAGCUAUCAAAUUUCUUUCUGAAGUUGCAGGAGCGGGCGGACGGCGCGCCAGGGGAGGGAUCGUGCCAGAGCCAGAGAUCGGGUCAGCGAAGGCAAAGGCAAGCGGAGUUUCCUCUCGACCAUUCGAGGAGGAAGAUGGCGAGCAAAGACAACAGCACGGCCGUGAGACGAGGCUACCUCACGCUGCACCGGAACCCGGGAGGCAGGUUCCCUCUGUCUACUCUGAGCUCCAAGAGGAUGUGGAUGGUGCUGUGUAGGAAAGGUCCCAGUGGGCGACCGAGGAUUGAGAUGUAUCGCAGUGAGGACAGUGUAGCUGGCCAACAACCUGUGAGAAUGAUAGACCUGGAGACUGUCCGCUCCGUACAGCCAGUCGGUGAGCCCAGUGACGUGUCUUAUAAGCUAGCAAUGAGGGGCAUCCUCAAAUAUGUGUGGGCUGAGCCUUGAAUUCUACAGCUGUGUCUUACUUGUCUCUCUCCCUCCCUGGACAGAGAGGAAGAAAAGCUUCCUGAUAGAGCUGCCAGAAGAGACGAUGAUGCUCCAAUGUACGUCCAAGGCUGACAUGGAGGACUGGGUUCGAGACACAAACAGACUCAGAGGAGGCAGAGUUGACCUGGCGUCAGGACAGAACAUUGGAGGCCAUCUCCCUGGACACGACAUCUAUGAAGUUGUCCCUGACGACGAGACUUUCAGAGUCAGGUUGCGCAAGUCCAGUACUAUCAACUUCUCUGGAUCCUGUCUCCUUGAGAUACAGAGGGAUUUCGAUCGCAACCUGUUCCACAUUGCCCUCUUCACGGAGAGCGACUCGCCGCGACUGAUAGUGAGGUGGCAGAUCGACCACAUCAGACAGUACGGCUCCAACAACCUGGCCUUCAAGUUCCAGUCGGGAAGCAAGUCGUCGACUGGUGUGGACUGGUUUAUCGUGGACACUGACGUAGGAGCAGCUGUUCGUAUUCACAGGGCGGUCGACUACUGGGCCAAGCAUAUCGUGGACCAGAUCAAGAACACACGUCCUGGGGUCAGGCGAGCUCCCUCCAUGCCGUGUCCUGCUCUACCAGACCGUCCCCCUCGCUCUUUCUCCAACGCAGGGACCAUUGACCACACCAGCUUCCCUCUCAACAGUGCCUACGCUCCUCUCGACAUCCACACCCAAGAGCAGGCCGGAGUGUACCAGACCGUGUCUCCUCCAGCCAGCUCCGGGAAGAAGAAGAGCUUGGAGAAGAAGACUUCCUCCGGAGGAGAGAGGAGACCUGAUACUGGGGACAGUAGCGGAAUGUAUCAGCCUCUCGGACAGAAUAAGGACUCUCCCUCUGCGUAUGCGGUGAGUGGACAUGUUGGUGUGGAGUACAUACAUACAUCAGUAGGGAGGAAUACAGUUAAACCUCAUAACAGGGACCCAUCCUGUCAAGGACACCUCUCUAUUUGUACCCCAUACCAUUAGUGUAUGAUAAUAUACACUACAGUACAUGUAUAUAUAUGUAAGUACUUGUUAAAGCACCGUUGGGAGUAUAGUACAGGUAUUAUUGAGCGAGGAUGUGGUCGAGAAGCCGAUGAGGCACGCGGCGUAGAAUAAAGAACGCAAUCGAUGUCCCCAAGUUUUGUCAGAGGUUUCACUAUGUGACACUGCAGAUGGUCAACGUUCAGGAGCCAGGAAGGGGCGGGGCCAGCCGGAGUAACCCCACCUCCCCGAUGUCAGGGGGCGGAGACUCUGUGUACAUGGGACUGAGGCAGGAGACUCGUCAAACAGACACCGGGGGAAACUAUGCCUGUCCAGAUCGGAAGUGACUCCACCUAUCAUUGUGGCCCCAGAGUUGCCACUUGUACUGGACUGCCGUGCUGUGUGUCUUUCAAAUUGUCUUUGUGUUGCGUUCACAUGGCUUAUCACGUAUUAUACCUACAUUCCUCGUCACUACUUAGUGUUUCAUUAUGGUCAUCAUGUGAGUAAGUUUGUUUUCGCGGUCCCUCGCGAGUAAACUUCGAGGAUGUU